This is a messenger RNA of Procambarus clarkii (red swamp crayfish), 1279 nucleotides long. Lineage: Eukaryota; Metazoa; Arthropoda; Malacostraca; Decapoda; Cambaridae. The record is from RefSeq and is a predicted model, not a curated record.
AUGAUACUUGAUAUCGCUAAAUCUGUGAUAGUUGAUAUCGCUAAAUCUGUAAUAGUUGAUAUCGCUAAAUCUGUGAUAGUUGAUAUUGCUAAAUCUGUAAUUGUUGAUAUCGCUAAAUCUGUGAUAGUUGAUAUCGCUAAAUCUGUAAUAGUUGAUAUUGAUAUUGUUAAAUCUCUCUAUCCACCUUCCACAGGACGAGAAGGGGACGCCGUUCAACAAGCCGACGUCGACUAUACGGCCGAUCUUCUAGAGCGGCUCUUAGCACGGACACAAAAACGCGACGAUCUGGCAGGCCUCGCCCCUAUUAAGAAAUGGAGGUCGUGCAUCCGCCGCGGAGGAACGUGCGACCACCGCCCCAACGACUGCUGCUACAACUCCUCCUGCCGGUGCAACCUGUGGGGGACAAACUGCCGCUGCCAACGUAUGGGACUCUUCCAGCAGUGGGGCAAGUAAGCUGCCAGCUGCAGGCUUGGUUUACCCCUACGACGGCGACGUCGAAGGGGGGACCUCCGUGCACCUCGACUUCCCCCACACCUGUGUGUUGCUACUGUCUUCCUUCAGCGCCCCCUUCCAUGCGUACUACCCCAUCUUGUUUCCCGUAGCUGUCAUUCGUCGGGGUAACCAUUCCAUGCCUUCGGCAUCAUCUUCCUCUUCCAGGACAUCUCCCGCUGGACCUCCAAAAUGUCUCCCAGGUAGCUCCCCUUUAAAUAAAUAUACCCAAAAAAUAUUCUGAGUGUACAUAUCACUAAGGAGGAAUAACAUCACGUCAUUUGGUCAUAGGUGCGACAAUUACCAUUAAUACAUUUCAAAAUUUAAUAAAAGAGUUUGCCCCCACCUUAUCACGAUUUUUUUUUUUGAUGCCGGUUAAAUUCAAUGAGUUAUAUACCCAACUCACGUUUUCUGUGAAGGGGAUAGACGAGGUCAGCGUAGCAUCUCUUCCUUACCUAUGUGUUGGGUGUGAUAUUAUAUGGUUCAGGUGUAGUGAUCCGUCACUAAAUAUGUUAUAACAUGCAUGUUUUUGGUUGUCUAUCAGAUAUGAGCUGUAACUACGGUGUGGGUAUUCGUCAUUGGCCGAUCCCCUCCUCCAGCCACUUGAAUUAGCCAAUCACAAUACCCAUACCACAAAGCCGGGAUCUGAUUGGGUAUACACCAGCCACAUACCCUAAUUAGGCCUUGGCUUGGAUAUAUCUACUUGUAUCUUUUGAAAAAUGAACAGAGUUUUAAAAACAGAUUGAAUAUCGAAUCAUAUAUAUAUAAUAAAGUGUCUAUGUGUACGAGA